Tarenaya hassleriana is the source of this 1629-nucleotide messenger RNA. RefSeq names its product tubulin beta-2 chain-like. Bases 99 to 1445 code for a protein of 448 amino acids. Gene Ontology annotation, molecular function: structural constituent of cytoskeleton; GTP binding; GTPase activity. The record is from RefSeq and is a predicted model, not a curated record. Gene Ontology annotation, biological process: microtubule cytoskeleton organization; mitotic cell cycle. Gene Ontology annotation, cellular component: cytoplasm; microtubule. The transcript is spliced from 3 exons. NCBI's taxonomy places the organism in Eukaryota, Viridiplantae, Streptophyta, Magnoliopsida, Brassicales, Cleomaceae.
UUCUCUCUCCUAAACGUCACGCUGUUCUUCGCUUUCCCCUCUCUCUUUUCUUGCUCUUUGUCUCAGAUCCAUUUCUAGGGUUUUGUCGGUGAGCAAAGAUGCGUGAGAUUCUUCAUAUCCAGGGAGGACAGUGCGGCAACCAGAUCGGUGCUAAGUUCUGGGAAGUGGUUUGCGCUGAGCACGGCAUCGAUCCAACGGGCCGUUACCAGGGCGAUUCAGAUCUGCAACUCGAGAGGGUCAAUGUCUACUACAACGAGGCGAGUUGCGGGCGUUUAGUCCCUCGCGCUGUUCUCAUGGACUUGGAGCCUGGAACUAUGGACAGUGUUAGAUCUGGUCCCUAUGGUCAGAUCUUCCGUCCCGACAACUUUGUAUUUGGCCAGUCCGGUGCCGGAAACAACUGGGCCAAGGGACACUACACGGAGGGUGCUGAGCUCAUCGAUUCCGUCCUUGACGUUGUCCGCAAAGAGGCGGAAAACUGUGACUGCCUUCAAGGGUUUCAGGUCUGCCACUCCUUGGGUGGAGGAACCGGUUCUGGUAUGGGGACUCUGUUGAUCUCAAAGAUCAGGGAAGAGUAUCCGGACCGCAUGAUGUUGACCUUCUCUGUCUUCCCGUCCCCUAAGGUAUCUGACACUGUUGUGGAACCAUACAAUGCAACGUUGUCUGUUCACCAACUCGUUGAAAACGCAGAUGAAUGCAUGGUCCUUGAUAACGAGGCCUUGUAUGACAUUUGUUUCCGUACCCUCAAGCUUACCACUCCCAGUUUCGGUGAUCUGAACCACUUGAUCUCUGCAACCAUGUCGGGUGUCACAUGCUGCCUUAGGUUCCCUGGUCAGCUCAACUCUGAUCUCCGCAAACUUGCCGUGAACCUUAUCCCUUUCCCUCGUCUUCACUUCUUCAUGGUGGGUUUCGCCCCUCUCACGUCCCGUGGGUCUCAGCAAUACCGUGCCCUCACAGUCCCAGAACUGACCCAGCAAAUGUGGGAUGCCAAGAACAUGAUGUGUGCAGCUGACCCAAGACACGGCCGCUACCUCACUGCCUCAGCUAUGUUCCGAGGGAAGAUGAGCACUAAGGAAGUAGAUGAACAGAUGCUGAAUGUGCAGAACAAGAACUCGUCCUACUUUGUGGAAUGGAUCCCAAACAACGUGAAGUCCACCGUCUGUGACAUUCCCCCGACAGGGUUGAAGAUGGCUUCGACAUUCAUCGGCAACUCGACCUCGAUUCAGGAGAUGUUCAGGCGGGUAAGCGAGCAGUUCACGGCUAUGUUCAGGAGGAAGGCGUUCUUGCAUUGGUACACUGGUGAGGGAAUGGACGAGAUGGAGUUCACAGAGGCGGAGAGUAACAUGAACGAUCUGGUCUCGGAGUAUCAGCAGUACCAGGAUGCCACGGCCGAUGAAGAAGGGGAAUACGAAGACGAGGCUGAGUACGAGCAAGAAGAGGGUUACUAAGAGAAAUCGGACCAUCUCUGAAACCUCAACAACUCCCAGUUGAUUGAUUACUAUUGAAAAUUCUCGGGGCUGUAAGAACCAUGGAACAGUACUUAAAAGUUUUUUGUGUUUUUUUUUGUAACCAUAGGUUCUGUUAUUAGUUCCUAUAUAUCUAAAUUAGAUGCAUUUUCUCUUCUCCCAAUUA